Messenger RNA from Heterostelium album PN500, 1884 nucleotides. RefSeq names its product WD40 repeat domain-containing protein (gene wdr91). Gene Ontology annotation, molecular function: protein binding; phosphatidylinositol 3-kinase regulator activity. NCBI's taxonomy places the organism in Eukaryota, Evosea, Eumycetozoa, Acytosteliales, Acytosteliaceae. Bases 1 to 1884 code for a protein of 627 amino acids. Gene Ontology annotation, biological process: early endosome to late endosome transport. The record is from RefSeq and is a predicted model, not a curated record. Gene Ontology annotation, cellular component: late endosome membrane; extrinsic component of endosome membrane; early endosome membrane. The transcript has 9 exons.
AUGAAGAAGAAGGCAGAUAAGCUCAAAGGAUUUCAAGUCGAUAAGAUUCUAGAGCAGAUCAACUAUUAUAUAACGACGUACGAUAUCGUACACCUAGUGGAACUAUGGAACUUCCUUGACUCUACGUUCUUCAAUCGCAUCGACUACACUACGCACUAUGGCUUCAAAUCAUCAGUGACAUCAACACACAAACAAGACUUUUCCACCACCGUCAAGAAACUUGCCAACUCUCUAAAGAAGUUCUACCUAAUAACAGCAGUCAACAACGGUAAACUAGAAAAAGUUAGAGAGUUUUUCGAUUAUUACAGUAGUGAACUAGUAAAAGAUCCAGAUUGGAAACAUUGGUUUGCAUUACCAUAUAUAAGAUCACCACAAUCAGAUCCUUUGUUUGAAGUUUACUUUAAUAAAGCAUGGUCAGAAGCAUUCUCAUCGUCAUUAAGAAACUUUUUAUCAACUAUUUUUAAGAAUAUACCAUUACCAAAGAUAUUACAAUUCAAUUUAGAAAGACAGAAUAGAAAGAGAUUGGAAACUCAGUUGGAGAACUUGAUCAAUCAAAACGAAGAAUUGAGAUCACAAGUAGAUAAAUUAGAGUAUCAAAUCAAACGUGAAAUGAAUACAGGUAGUAGCAGCAGCAGUACCAACAGCAGUAAUGAUAAAGAUUCAACAACAAAUAAUAAUAAUAAUAAUAACAUACAGGGAUUCUCAAGAGUCAGCAGAAGAACAACUGAUUCAAAAGAACGUGAUUUAAAACAAUCAACUUUAAAUAGUAAUAGUACAACAACAGAUGAAGAAGAGAAAGAAAAAGUUGUAAUAGGAUCGGUAAGAUCAAGGAAAUCAAUACAGAAUACAUUGACUGCAUCGUUUGAGAUGACAGAGAUGGAUGAGAUUGGAAAGAAACAGACAAACAGCUCUGUGAAAUCACCGAAUAUCUCUGAUCCAUCGUAUAUUGUAGAGUCACAGGAAGUUUGUACUUCACAUACCUCGCCAGUGACCAGAUGUAAAUUCUCGUCGAAUGGCUCAAAGAUUGCCAGUAGCUCGGUGGAUGGUACCGUUAGAGUUUGGAACGUCGAUGGUUUCUCAAGACACACCACCAUCUACUGUCUAUCAGAAGUGAUAUCAUUAGAAUGGGAGAACAAAACAAAACUUCUACUCUGUGGUACAACAGAUUCAAAGAUUAAACUAUGGAAUUCUACAACUGAUAAAGCAAUUGGCGAUAUAAAUACAUCUCAAGAAUAUCCUAGAGUUGAAGAUUUAGUUUGUAAUCCAAAUGGUAAUUCAUUUGCGAGUUCAUCGACAAAUAAUGGUAGAACCGAUGGUAUUGUCUAUACUUGGAAUUUUAGAACACUCAAAACAGAAGAUAGACUAUCUUCAUCGAAUGCAAUUAUCAAUUCGAUGUGUUAUAAUAACAACGGUACUCUAUUGGCUACUGGUUGUGUAGAUGGAACCAUUAGAAUAUUCGAUAUAAAGAGUUGUCAAGCAAUUGGAGGUUGGCAAGCACAUUCCAGUGAGAUCUUGGCUGUUCAAUUCUAUAAUGACGAUAAUAAGAUAUUUUCAUUGGGUAAAGACGGUCGUUUGAAUCAGUGGAACAUUCACACAAUGGGAAAACCAGAGAAGGAGUACGAAUACCCUGGAUUCCCAAUCGAUACGCAUAGAACCACAAAGAUAUCGUUCAACUCUGACGGUACUUCCUUUGUUGUUGGUUCAAAUAAUAAAUAUGCACUCAUAUAUAAUGUUGAAAACAAUAGUCCAGUUGCAAAGAUUGGUGGACAUUCAGGUCCGGUCGUAACAGUAGAUUGGCAUCCGACGAUGAGUUCCUGUGUAACUGGAUCACUCGAUCAAACUGUACGACUUUCAAAACUAUCGAAGAAUACACAAUUUUCAUAA